AUGCGCCAGCGGCAGUUCAACGGCCCACAGCUGCCCAAGGAGCUUCGCGACCAGUUUGGCGGAGAUCCUGCCAAUCGAAGGCGCGGCGGUCAUGUGCGCGGCGGCUCGCUGAAUCGAACGGAUCGUAGGAAAGCAGAGCGGGAGGCGAAAAGGUCACAGAAGCAACAGAAGCCGAGUCAUCCUAGGAUACACAAUGCGCAGUCGAACAAAGGGCACCGUGAGACCAAGCCUAAAGAUGAGGAGGACAAUAUGGAUUGGAGCGAGGAGGACGAGCCAGCACCACCUCCGGCACGAACUCCCCAAGUACUAGCUAAGGGUAUUCUGAAGAAGACGCAAGUAUCUCCUGUCCGCGUUACCGAAGCGUCAUCUCCGCCACCCUCUGUUAAGGUAUCUCGGGCUGUGAAGGACAAACUCGCACAAGACGACGCGAAAAUCGCAGCUUUAGAGAAGAAGCUGGGAAUGAAGCGGAAGAAGAAAUCAGAGGGAACGGGUGACGGUCUGGACGACAUCUUUGAUGAUUUGGGAGACUUUGGUAGCGACGAAGAUGGCCUGAGAGCCAACCCGUCGAAACGAAAACGAGAUCAGGAUGACGAGUGGUUGGCAAGCAAGCGGCAUAAAGCACUUGGCGAACCAGCGCGAACAACACCAGACGAAGUCUCGGAUAUUGCUGGCUUGGACUCAGAUGCUCCAGACUCCAAUGAGGAAUUAGAUAUUGAGGGGGACAAUGAUGGAUUAGAAGAUUCAGAAGAUUCAGAAGAAAACGACGUGGAUGGUAGCGGAUCAGAUUUCGAAGGCUUCGACUCCAAAGAAGACGUGGACGAGGCACCUCGCGUACGAGAAAACCCCUACAUCGCGCCAGUACCCGCGGGUGCCACCCCCGCUAGAUACAUACCCCCAGCGCUACGAGCACCGCCUUCUUCAGAUGCCGAAGCCCUUGCUCGACUACGUAGGCAAACUCAAGGUCUCCUCAACAGGCUCUCUGACGCCAACAUGAUGUCGAUCCUGAAAGACAUCGAGAAACUUUACCAGAACAACCCCCGUGGCUAUGUUACCUCUACCCUUGUAGAUAGUCUUAUUGGCAUCCUUGCAGACCCGACAACGUUGAUCGACACAUUCCUGAUCCUGCAUGCUGGCUUUAUAGCGGCCCUAUAUAAGGUCAUCGGUCCAGAUUUUGGUGCCCAGAUGUUGGAGCGUAUAAUACUUGACUUUGACCGACAGUAUCAACCCAACAAGGAGGGCACGGGAAAGCAAACUACCAAUCUUAUUUCCGUCUUAGCUGAGUUGUAUUGCUUUCAAGUGGUUGGAUGCAAGGUAAUCUUCGACUACAUCAAGCUUUUCCUUGACGAGCUCUCGAGUAUUAACACGGAACUGCUGCUUCGGAUAGUGCGGGUGUCAGGCUCACAGCUCCGGCAAGACGACCCUUCUUCGCUCAAAGAUAUUGUCAUACUGCUCCAGAAGUCCGUGGCCAGGGUGGGCGAGAAGAAUUUACCCGUACGAACGAAAUUUAUGAUCGAGACCAUCAACGAUCUCAAGAAUAAUCGUAUGAAGACAGGUGUCGCGGCUUCGGCCAUAGUGCGCGAACAUACCAUCAGUAUGAAGAAGCAGCUGGGAACCCUCAAUACGAGGAACUUGAAAGGCAGUGAGCCUUUGCGAAUAGGUCUGGCUGACAUUAGGGACACCGACAAGAAGGGCAAGUGGUGGCUCGUAGGAGCAAGCUGGCGGAGCAACAUGGCUGAGAAACCCCAGGAACCAAAAAGUCAGAAAGAUGAAGAUGAGAAUGAGCAAGUCGAUGGUGAGGUUAACGGGGACGAUGGCGAAGUUGAUCUCUUGCAACUUGCCAAAGAACAACGUAUGAAUACGAAUGUCCGUCGAGCCAUCUUCGUAACGGUCAUGUCGUCUAGCGACUACAAGGACGCGCAUAUUCGCCUGUUAAAGCUCAGGCUAAAGAAAGCAGAAGAAAUGGAGAUACCUCGGGUUAUCUUGCAUUGCGCAGGCUGUGAAGAUGUAUACAACCCCUACUACACCGCCCUGGCACGGAAGUUUUGCACUGAUCACAAGUCGCGGAAGUCUUUCCACUUUGCGUUGUGGGAUAUUUUCAGAAAGCUAGGGGAAAAGAAACCUGACGACGAUGCAUCGGAUGACGAAGAGGACUUGGAAAGCGACAUGUCUCUACGCCGCAUCGUCACGCUCGGCAAGCUCUACGGCACGCUCAUCGCCAAUGGCGAUCUAGCCAUCGUUGGUCUGAAAACGCUCAAUUUCCCGUACUUGAAACCGAAAACGAAGACACUGAUUGAAGUACUUCUUGUGACGAUCAUACUGGAAUCACAGAAGGGUCACAAGGGCAAGCGCAACGAGAAGGCACUGCUGAAUAUCUUCGUCAACGUGGAUGCGGUUCCAGAGAUGGUUACUGGCUUACAAUAUUUCCUGAAGAAAGUUGUCAGUAAGACGGAAAUCACGGCGAAUAACAAGGAGAAAGACACGGUAAAAUGGGCAUGUAAGAUCAUCAUGGGGAUGCUGGAGCGUUUGAUGGCGACGACCACGCUCGAGGAGGAUUGA
Didymosphaeria variabile is the source of this 2556-nucleotide messenger RNA. RefSeq lists its product as uncharacterized. The record is from RefSeq and is a predicted model, not a curated record. NCBI's taxonomy places the organism in Eukaryota, Fungi, Ascomycota, Dothideomycetes, Pleosporales, Didymosphaeriaceae. Gene Ontology annotation, biological process: ribosomal small subunit biogenesis. The coding region runs from base 1 to 2556 and encodes 851 amino acids. The transcript has 2 exons. Gene Ontology annotation, cellular component: nucleolus. Gene Ontology annotation, molecular function: protein binding; RNA binding.